Molecule: messenger RNA, 2412 nt
Organism: Rangifer tarandus platyrhynchus (Svalbard reindeer)
Lineage: Eukaryota; Metazoa; Chordata; Mammalia; Artiodactyla; Cervidae
Source: the annotation of a GenBank genome assembly
AUGGCUCUGUUUUUCUUCUUGAUCUUUGCCUUUUGCACCGGACCUGGACUUCUAGAAUCUUCACCCAAAGUGCGACUGGUGAGAGGUCCCCAUCGCUGUGAAGGGCGGGUGGAAGUGGAAAGGAAUGGCGAGUGGGGCACUGUGUGUGACGACGGCUGGAACAUGAAAGACGUGGAAGUGGUGUGCCGGGAGCUGGGCUGUGGAGCAGCCAAGGGGACACCCACUGGUAAUUUAUAUAAGCCAUUGGCUGACGAAAAACAAAAAAUCUUCAUCCAAGAAGUCAACUGCAGUGGGACAGAAGAUCAAUUGAUUAACUGUGACCAGCUGGAAGAUGUUUAUGAUUGCUCCCACAGCGAGGAUGCAGGCGCAAUAUGUGAGAGUGAGCAGCAGAAACUUAAUCUUUCUUUUCCCACAUUGCCAGAGACCGUGAGGCUGGUUGGUGGACGUGGCCGCUGCAAGGGGCGCUUGGAGGUGAAGCACCAAGAGCAAUGGGGCACUGUGUGCAAAGCAGGCUGGAAUCUCUCAGCUGCGAAGGUGGUGUGCCGGCAACUGGGGUGUGGGAAGGCCACACUGAUCAAAAUAUGCUGUAACAAGGAUACCCAGGGCCAAGGACUCAUCUGGCUGAGCAGUGUGUCAUGCUCAGGACAGGAAGAAAACCUUCACUAUUGCCUUUCUGGGCUUGAGGGGAAUAAUAACUGCACCCAUCAUGAGGACACAUGGGUUGAAUGUGAAGUAAUGCCUAUAAAUCCCUUUGAAUUGAGGCUGGUAAACGGAGACACCAACUGCUCUGGGCGACUGGAGGUGCUGCACAAGGGCACAUGGGGCUCUGUCUGUGAUGACGGCUGGGGGACAAAAGAGGAGCAGGUGGUGUGCCGGCAACUGGGUUGUAGAAGGCCAAUCUUUGUACCUGCCAAAUUGCGGAGAAAGUUUGCCCCUGGAGAUGGGCGCAUCUGGCUAGAUGAUGUUCAUUGCAAAGGGCAUGAGCAGUCCUUGGAGCAGUGUCAGCAUAGGUCCUGGGGGUACCAUGACUGCAACCACAAGGAAGAUGUGGUCGUAUUCUGCUCAGUACCUUCAGUUCCAUGUCCUCUCCCCAACCUGGUCCUCAUGCUGCUGAGGCUCCUGCUGUUGAUCUGUGGUGAAAUAUGUGUUUAUUUCUUCCCUCUAGAACUGUUACUGAUAGUCAGCCCCUCUCCGCCCAUAGAGGGGAAAACAAUGACCCUGACUUGUAAGACCCAGCCCCCUCCACAGAAGUUGGAUGCCAAGCUCCAGUUCCGCUUCUACAGAGAUGGUCGGCCCCUAGGGCUGGACUGGAAUAGCCUCCCAGAAUUCCAGAUUCCUGCCGUGCGGAAGGCAGACUCAGGGUCCUACUGGUGUGAAGCAAAGAUAACAUCUAUCAAAGUCAAAUUGAGCCGAAGAGUCCAGAUAGCAGUUCACAGAGUCCCUGUCGGUAACGUGAGCUUGGAGAUACAACCUCCAGGUGGACACCUGAUGGAGGGAGAGAAGCUGGUUCUUGUGUGUUUGGUCACUGGGGGCACAGGAGAUAUUGUCUUCUACUGGUUCAGAGGUGCCCGGGGUUUAAGCCUGAAAACAAAGACCCAGCGUUCACUGAUGGCAACAUGUGAGAUUCCUGCAGUGAGAGAGAGUGACUCUGACCAGUAUUACUGUGCAGCUGACAAUGGCUAUGGCCCCAGCCUCAGUGAGCUAGUGAGCAUCACUGUCAGAAUUCCAGUGUCUCGCCCUGUCCUCACCCUCAGGGCUCCUGGGGCCCAGCUGGUGGUGGGGCACAUGGUGGAACUUCACUGUGAAGCCCAGAGAGGCUCUCCGCCGAUCCUCUACCAGUUUUAUCAUGAAAAUGUCACCCUUGGGAACAGCUCAACCUCCUUUGGAGGAGGAGUGUCCUUCAACCUCUCUCUGACUGCAGAAGAUUCUGGAAACUACUACUGCGAGGCCAACAAUGGCCAGGUGGCCCAGCGCAGUGAGGUGGUACCACUCAACAUCAAAGUUCAUAUGGAAGACAGAAAUGAAGUUCUUACUUCAGGAAUCAUUGAGUUGCUGCUUGGCAUCCUUGCUCCCACCACUUUGGCCAUAUUAUUUUGCUGCUGGCUCAAGAGAAAAAUAGUUGCAGGCAGACGUACAGCCAAGGAUGCAGUCAGGAGCAUUCCCAAUCCUGUACCCCAAGAAUCCAACUACCUCAACUCACAAGCCCCAGAGCAACUACACCCUGACUAUGAAAAUGUGAAUAUUGUAAGUGGGGAUGAGGUUUAUUCUUUGGUGUACUGUGUGCAACAGGAACAGCCAUCAGCAGCAGAAUCACCCCCGGGGAUACAUCCUGGGGAUAAGGACCCCUCAGCCAUAUAUUCCAGGCUGAAGAAGGCAGAUCUUACAGAUAUGGACUAUGACGAUGUUAUGUAG